AUGGCGGUCGAACCGCAUUCUAGCUCUCCAAUUCCUGUGGAACAGCUCACCAAGUUCGCAACAGAGGCAUGCGAUGCAACAUUAGAUGGUGUUGAGCAAUACGACCACGAAAAGGUCUCGGAAUGGAGCGCGCAGAUAAUAAAAAAAGUCCUCCAGUCACUUAUUGCCGCGAUACCCUCGGACGAAUCUGAUGACAAAGAAGACGGCCCCAAGGACCACUCGAAACCCACAUACCGGUUCAACGUGACAUGCACAAUCAUACAGCAGGGCUUCUCGAGUAAAGAGGGAUCUAACUCUGUCGAAGCUGCUGGGCGACGUGGCAUGCACUGCGCUUCGGGAGCGUACUGGGACACCAAGCAUGACGGCAUGUGGACAUACAAACACCCGAGCGGAGAAGAUAAGGGGAUGGACCUGGUGCUGAACGUGGUCUGGUUCGGUUCUACAAAGUAA
Molecule: messenger RNA, 450 nt
Organism: Arthroderma uncinatum
Lineage: Eukaryota; Fungi; Ascomycota; Eurotiomycetes; Onygenales; Arthrodermataceae
Exons: 4
Coding region: 1-450 (149 amino acids)
Biological process (GO): microtubule-based movement
Cellular component (GO): cytoplasm; cytoplasmic dynein complex
Molecular function (GO): dynein intermediate chain binding
Source: RefSeq, a predicted model, not a curated record